AUGAUUGGGUCACACGGUUGUGUGUCAUCGCUAUCUGUGGUCAUGUGUAACGAGCCGUACAGGAACUAUGCGACUGGACCUUUUCAAAAAACUAUGGAGAAGGAGGAAAUCUCGAAAAAUAACGAAGAUACCAGAAAUAACAGUUUCUACACAUUGUCAAGGCUUCUCAGCUACACCUUCUGGAUGAUAGUCAAAGCUAUCGUGAAGCUGAAUUCUACUGGGUGCUCUUGUGGAUGA
Molecule: messenger RNA, 237 nt
Organism: Cooperia oncophora
Lineage: Eukaryota; Metazoa; Nematoda; Chromadorea; Rhabditida; Trichostrongylidae
Source: the annotation of a GenBank genome assembly